Messenger RNA from Lactuca virosa, 480 nucleotides. NCBI's taxonomy places the organism in Eukaryota, Viridiplantae, Streptophyta, Magnoliopsida, Asterales, Asteraceae. The record is from the annotation of a GenBank genome assembly.
AUGAAGAGGGCAAAGCUUGAUACAACACAUAAUAAGAAAAAGGCAAAGCUUGAUAAAACAGAUACACAUUCUGCAGCUGUAGCUCCUCAGGAUGUUGAACUUGAAGAAGAAGCUGAUGACAUUGAUGUUGUGGAGGUAGAUGUUAAAGUAGAGGGUGAAGAAGAUCGUGUAAAACUGGAAAGGGAAAGGUGGUCUGAGGUAUGGAACUAUUAUACCAGACUUCCAAUUGGUACAGAUGGUAGGGAAAUGGCUGAAUGUGAUAAGUGCAAAAAAAGAUACAUUUGUGAAACAAAAAAUGGGACAUGUAGCUUGAGAAAUCACAUUGCAAAGUGUCCAAGAAGGGACAACAGUGACAUAGCACAAUUCAUUUUUGCAAAAUCAGGUGAUAAAGAGUUAUAUUUACAAGAUCUUAUAGAAGAUGUUAUGAAGCUGGAUAGCAAUGCCAAUGGUACACAUGAAGAAAUGGAGUCACAAGCUUGA